This is a messenger RNA of Penaeus indicus, 3763 nucleotides long. RefSeq lists its product as uncharacterized. The coding region runs from base 353 to 1903 and encodes 516 amino acids. Lineage: Eukaryota; Metazoa; Arthropoda; Malacostraca; Decapoda; Penaeidae. The record is from RefSeq and is a predicted model, not a curated record. The transcript has 7 exons.
AAAAAGAGAAAAAAAAACGACGUCUCCUUAAAUCUCGUCCCAAAAAAUCCCUAAAAGAGAGAGAAAUAAACGAUCUUUGGAGGAAAAAAACACGUCGAGUUGAAAAAGGAAGUGACAGAGAGACGGAAAUAAGAAGAAGAAGAGAUAAUAAAAUAGAUAAAUAAGAAAUAAGAAGAGAUAAUAAUAAUAAUGGAGGCUUCGGGAAAAUGGCGAGGUCUUGCGAAGGAAAGAUCGAUAAUUUAUUUAUAAAUUGAACGAUUUUAAUAGAUUUGACGAUUUAUUUAUAAAAGGGAUUCUUUGGGUAAGUUUUUUUGUUCUUUAAACAUCUGACAGCCAGCCACCUGUAGACAAGAUGCCACAGCUCCAUCAACCCAGACAACUUCUAUGGUCAUGCAUCAGCGCCAUCAGUGAAAUGGUCAUUGCUCAAACACUGUCAUGUCCUGAACCUAUCCAGAAUGUCAGUACACGGAAAUUGCUACUCAAAUACGUGCCACCUCUUCUGCUGCAGGACAUUCUAAACUGUGUCAUGCGCAUGAUUGCCAUACACCACGCGCCAAGAGCCUCUGCGAAAGUUGUAACGUGCCUUUUAGAGAUACUCAUUCACCCCAGGUUACUGGAGCUACGUCUGUCGGAUCUUAGUUAUGUGGGCAGUGUCGAACUAGAAGCACUAGACAUGGUAGAGAACACAUUGAUAAAGUUGCUGCCCUCCCUGUCUCACCUCACGCACCUGAACCUGUCCACAAACCGAAACAAGAUCACCUUCCCCUCCUGUUCCACAGAGAUCCUGCAGGUGGUGGGAUGCUCCUGCCCCAACCUGCAGCUCCUGGACCUCAACCACAACAACCGCGUCACGGGGGAGGGCCUGCUGUACCUCUACCCCUCCGACACGCGGGACGGUUGCGCCAAGCUGGAGAAGCUCUUCAUCCAGGACUGCAGCAUUGAGCCGGAAGACGUGGCAAUGUUGAUCCACUUCUUCCCGAACCUGCAGAUUGUGGGCUACAAGGAGCUCGGCACGUCGCUGCAGAUGCUCAAGUCACAGCCGAGGAAAUUCAGUUGGAAGAGGCGACGCUACCAGUACUGCCUCAAGCUGACGCACGUCGACAACUCGCUCUCGAGGGUGCAGAGGUGCGACGGGGACGUGGUUGACUUUGUGUGCGAGUCGUGCCCAGAUCUCGAAAACCUGAAAGUGAGAGUGUGUGAUGAGGAUGUGGGAGGCAUGGGCAGAUUAGAAAAACUGAAACAUCUCGAGCUCAGAUUUUACACUGGAGUGCAUCACCCUAUUAGCCUCUCCACGUUAAGUUACCUAAUGGACCAUGGUCAUAGACUAGCCUCUUUAGCUAUCUUUUGCAACAGGCUCCAUGCCCGCCACAUCCAGACAAUCGCAGAAAGUUGCAUCAACCUCAAGAAGCUGUUUCUCCAUGCCAAUGCAGCUGUCAUGGACACCUUGCUACAAUCAAAUGAAAACGCAAUGAGCAAGUUAGAGGUGCUGAGUUUACGGCUGGGCCACGACGAGUUAAUCAUGAGUCCCGGUGCCUGUGAUAUUGCCUGCUUCCUCAUACAGCCGGCAAAAGCCCUCCAGGAGCUGUACCUUCUGGUGCGGUCCCACGGCAUCAACCAUGCGUUCAUAGUGAGGCUGCUGGAGAUCAAUCCCCUUUCGAAACUGAAGAUAUUAAUAGCAGAUGCACCGAGGAGGACUUUAGCGGCUCCCAUGUUAGAGCUGACCUUCGACACGGCCUAUCUCAUCAUCAAUAACUGUCCAUCUAUUCAGCUUCUCGGAAACCUUAUAUGCUGGAGUGUCACUUCAGCUCAGGUAGCAGAACUACGAGCUGUGAUACGAAUGUGCAACUAUAACCUUACCAUCAUUCACACUCAGUCGAACAAGCUGAACAACAAACACUUCUAAGCUUAAUAGGGGGGGGGGGGGGUGAUAGUCAACUGUAAUAUAACUUCUGUACUAAUUUUAACAAAUAGUGCAGUUAUAUAGACGAACUGGUUUAAAGAAGGAGGGUAGUUCAGAAAAAUUAAGAAAAAGGGGAAAGUCUAUGCAUAGCAGAGAUAUCAGAACUAACUCUUAUGUUAUAGUAUUAAGUUAAAAUGUCAUCUAUAUUUUCAUCUUGACUAAGGUACGUUUUAGGUGAGCUUUCCAUACUUCUGGUCUCUUCAGGCGUUGUUUUCACUCGUUCACUUACAUUAUCAUGUUUCAUUGUCAUCCUUAGUUUGAGUUAGACACGGAAAGGCUUUGGGUUCAUUGGUCAUACAUGAAUUACAGAAUGCCAGCAGAAACAGAAUAAGGAUAAGAAAGACAUGUAUAGUAAAGUAUUCGUAGUUUUGGCUUUUACAGCAUGUCUGGAUCAAAUGGUUUUCAUUAGGGAGUUAAUUCCUUUUUUUUUUUUUUUUUUUUUUUUUUUCUAGCUCCGAAUGUACAAAUGCGAUUCCAGUUUCGGGUUAUUUUUCCACAGUAAUAUUAUACAGUACAAGCGAUAGUGAUAAAUGGCAGAAAUGAGUAUUAUAGAUCCAUGCAUACCUGAAUACAUAAACGCAAAUAUUGGGCAAAUAGUAUUUUUCUUUGAAAAUGUUCAGAAGUAUAUUUGCUAAAAAUAUAUCAUUUACUAAUUGUAUUCCAGUGAAGAUGUUCAAAAAUGAAAUAAGAUUUUUAUAGUGCAAAGUAAUAUGUCCUAUACAGAGUUAUAAAAGAGGAUACCUUUAUUUUUCAUUAAUCAUGUAUAUUUAUACAUGUGCACAUGUGUUUUCUGUGAGUGUUUAGCAUCAAAAGAGACAGGAUGUUGUACCCUUAGAUGCAUGAGAAUUCUUAUACAGUCACAUCGCAUUAUUUUUUUUAUUUCUAGAUGAUAGGUACAUGAAAUGCUAGUCCAUCCACCAAUAUUAUUCUUUGAGUAUCUUGUGAUCAUUCGUCUAACAGGUACUCGGAUAUAAAAGCUGGUUUAACUGUAUUUCGGUAGAUUAGAGUUGCAUUUCAAGGGAAGUAUUUGGCUUCUAUGUCCCAUUUCUACUGCUUUAUGAUAUUUAUUUUGUCAGCAAGCUCAAUUUAUUGGUAGUUUCUUUCAUUUGUUUUUGUGAUUUUCAUCAUUUUUCUGCUCUUUCUGUUUCUUUUUCUUGAUAAUCUUUGUUAUCUUCUCCUCUUUCUGUUUUCUUUUCUUUUUUCUUUUUUUUCUUUUCUUUCUUCUUCAUAAAGUUUGUCCUUUUUUUAUAUAAUAUCUAAUGAAAUGAGAUAUUCUCCGAGGUCAAAUUUUAGUGCUCUCUAACUAGAAACAAGUUACCUGCAAGGUUGGUGAAAUUUUAUAUAAAUUGCAGAGACACAUUUUGAUGUGUAGUUUAAUAUUAAAAGUAUUUUCUUAGAAAAAGUUUAAAGAUGUUCAGAUUUUUGUUGUUUGUGUUGACUAUAUAAUUUUGUUGCAUUUUUCUUUGCUUUUAAUUGUUGCCUGUUUUCUGUAUUUAAAGCAAAAGCAAAUGCAAAAGAUGUUUCAUGUAGACCAUUGAAAUAUUGCUGUAUCAGCAUAUGAAACCGGUAACAUCUUUCUUCGGUAGUCUUUAUGCUAAAAUAUUUUCUUUUUGUAAGAGUUGAAGGUAAAUUUGCUUUCUAAACCUGACAAGGUUGUAACUGAACCAUUACUUCAUACAUUGCAUUGUCAAAAAUGUGAAUGACUUUUAUCUGUUGAUAUCAUGUGAUGAAAUGUUUGCAAGACUGGGUAGUGAGACUGUGUUACAGUAUAUUAUAUAUUACUGAAUUAUAUUUAUUGUUUUA